UUCCAAUCGAUGUGGGAUGAAUGAAUCUAUUGAAAUGUUUUCCCCUUUGUACUACUAGUCUACUGCCGUAUCUUAGUGUGCAGAAAACAAAACCAAGUUCUUCUUUACUUGUCGCAGAACAGAGAAGAGCUUUGCGGCGGCACUUCAAGAGAGAUAUCCUCCAACAGAAGGCAUUCUUGUGCUUCCGCGUUGUUGAUUACACAUAUAUGGCAUUCUCAAUCUCUUCGAUACAGGGUCUUGGCGGCUAUGAUUUGAAAUUGCAUCUGAGCUGUGAUUUAACAGAGGAGCUCUGGGAGAACAUCUUGUGGGGGCACUUAGAGAUUUUCUCCAACCGAAGGCGUUCUUGUGCUUCUGCUGUGUUGAUUACAGAUAUGGCAGCCUCUACAUCUUCAAUAGAGGGUCUCGGCGGCUGUGAUUUGAAGUUCAACUGUUGCAUAAGCAGGUGAUGGAUUUUCUUGGUCACCAUAGCC
Molecule: messenger RNA, 470 nt
Organism: Olea europaea var. sylvestris
Lineage: Eukaryota; Viridiplantae; Streptophyta; Magnoliopsida; Lamiales; Oleaceae
Exons: 2
Coding region: 21-446 (141 amino acids)
Source: RefSeq, a predicted model, not a curated record